Molecule: messenger RNA, 1913 nt
Organism: Olea europaea var. sylvestris
Lineage: Eukaryota; Viridiplantae; Streptophyta; Magnoliopsida; Lamiales; Oleaceae
Product: APO protein 3, mitochondrial-like
Exons: 3
Coding region: 451-1668 (405 amino acids)
Molecular function (GO): RNA binding
Source: RefSeq, a predicted model, not a curated record
UUAUUUUCUAAAAAAUAAUUCCAUUUCAAUCAAAUCCACCCCUGUUGUUUUUUUUACUCUCAAUAGUCCAAACUAAUUCCAAUGCCACAACAAAACACUUUCAAACAAGAGUUCACAAUCUUUACUUUCAUCUGAAUUAGAGUUCAAAUUUGUGAUUUUUUAAAAAUUCUGAUCUUACAAUUCAACUAUUCGUUUCUUGAAAAUCAAUACUUUCGCUCCAGUUCCUGGUCAAAUUUUUUGCAGUAUGUUCCGUGAAAUCUUUGUUGUUGUACGCAAUCCGUUCGAUAAAAUCCCCGACUGAAUAAACUAUCAGAAUUUUCAGUUUUUACCCCCACCGAUGAUGUCAACUUGCCAUUGCAAUGUCUUUCGUUUCAUGCAUCUUGUUCGAUAAAAUACCUGACUAUUAAAUCUCAAACCAGAAUUGUCCAACUUUACACACCAAUCCUAGUAAUGUUCCUUAGACGAGCUAGAACAAUCUUGCACUUCAAUCAGAUAAUUUCAAAAUGUUGCAACGCGAAAAUUUCAGCUACAAACGAGUUGAAAAACUACCCUUGUGCAUUAUACUCAACUGGGUUGAGAUAUGUUGAGCUACCAAGAAGGCUUAGCAAGUCUGAUAAAAAGCCAUGGGUAACUGAUAUAAAUGAAGUGAAACGUCAAGCUAGGUUGGAAAAGAAAGAGAGAAAAGUGGUUAGAGAGGUCAUUUUAAGCCCUCCCGAAAAUGGGCUGUUGGUAAAAGAACUAAUACCAGUUGCUCACGAAGUUUUAGCUGCCAGAAGUGAGUUAUUCACUUGCAUAUCCAUAGUUGCUGAUAGCAUUCCUAUUUAUUCUUGCAGUGUUUGUGGAGAAGUUCACGUGGGCAGUCCACCACACCAAAUCAGAACAUGUAAUGUAAGCGGCAGUAAGAACAACAAAGAGCAUACUUGGGCAAGUGGUGGCAUUGAGCACAUAUUGCCCGUCGUGGAAUCUUUUCAUCUGUAUGAUAGGCUGGGAAGAGCCGUUUCACAUAAUGAGCGGCUGCAAGUGGAUCGAAUUCCAGCUGUCGUGGAACUGUGCAUUCAGGCCGGUGUGGACAUUCUUGAGUACCCGACACGAAGAAGAGAAUUCCCUGUUUACUUUGUUGCUGGGAGGAUGAUAGAUUUCGAAAAGAGGUUCUCCAAAAAUGAUUUAUCCCGAAAGGACAUAGAGACCUUCGGCUUUUGGGAGAUGAUGAAGAGGUCGAAUGACAGUAGAAAGUCUUCAAAUGUCCCUCAUAAUGACCUUAAAGGUAUUGCAGCGCAAGGCAUUGUGGCGUGGGAAAAAAUGAGGUCAGGAGUCAUUGAACUUGUGCAGAAGUAUGCUGUCAAAACAUGCGGGUAUUGUUCGGAAGUCCAAGUAGGGCCCAAGGGGCAUAGGGUGCGGCAAUGCCAAGCAUUCAAGCACCAGAUGAGGGACGGGCAACAUGCCUGGCAAGAAGCAAAUAUAGAUGAUAUUGUUCCAUCCGUGUAUGUGUGGCAUGUUCACGAUUCACAAGACAGACUUUUGGUCGAUGCUUUGAAGAGAUACUACGGAAAGUUGCCCGCAGCAGUUGAAUUGUUUUCACGAGCUGGAGCUGAGGUUGGGACGAAAUAUAGUGGUACGUGGGGAGAUGUAGUCGUACCUGGAUUGGAUGAGGAAAAGUUGGUUGUUUGAAGGUGUAAAUCUCUUAGCAGAUGUAACGUAACGAUACCAUGAGCGCUUUAGGAUGUUCUCAAGAUAUGUUUUCAUAUACUGCUACGCAAUUACAACUCGUUUUUGCUUUAUGGAUACAAAACUCCCAUCCUUUAGCACCUGGUGCAAUAGCAAGCACCAGUUUAACUUAGGGGUGGGGACUGAGUAACUGUGGGUGGUAAAGUGAUUUUGCUACUUAUUCCAUUAGAAACUACAAUUUUUUGGUA